UUGAUUUUUUUGUUGUUGCCCAUGUGGUCUUAUAUUAUUAACGUAAUUCUGUCUGUAAAUAAUUCCCAGUCACGUCCUGCGUUUCAAAUUGCGACAGAAUAUUUUGUUAAUCAGGAAAACUGUUUCUAUUUAAUUCUAUUGCACGCAAAUCUAGCCCUAUGUAUAGGGUUAACUGGAAUGGUAGCAACAGGAACGAUGCUAAUAGUGUAUUUAAAACAUAUAUGUGGAAUGUUUAGUAUUGCCAGUUUCCGUAUUGAGAAGGCCAUGGCAAUUAUGCAACAAAAUGUUAACCGUGAAAAGAUGACUAUAAUUUAUAAGGGAAUAAUCUGUGCAGUGGACAUUCAUCGCAAAGCUACAGAGUAUUCCAAAGUUUUAAUAAAGAGUUUUGAGGGAUCGUUCUUCUUCUUAAUAGCGGCUGGUAUGGUCUGCUUAAGUAGUACUCUUUUUCAAAUCGCAUUGUAUAAUGAUAGUAUAGAUCAACUUGUAAUACCGUUUAUAUAUCUAAGCAUUCUCUAUACAUAUUUGUUUUUAUCCAACUAUACCGCACAAGAAGUUACAGAUCACAAUGAAUAUGUAUUUACUACAGUGUACAAUGUUCAUUGGUAUGUGGCUCCGUUACAUAUACAGAAAAUGAUGUUGUUUCUAUUACAAAAAGGUACUAAGGCUUUUCAUUUAAUCCUCGGUGGAAUAUUUAUUGCGUCUAUGGAAAGUGCCGCUACGUUGGCGGGUUCAUCAAUAUCCUACUUUACAGUUCUCUAUUCUACAUGGCAGAAUUAAGAGUAAAAUAAUAACUAAAAACUUGGGAAAUAAUCAUUUUUAUGUAAAGAUAAAAACGGGGAAAAGAAAGUGGCGUUAAAUGAAGAGAGAAUAAAGAUAAAAAAAGAAAAAGAUUAAUUUAAAUGAUGAAAAGAUGUUUGGUCCUCACAUUUCAAAUGCUCCUGUAAGUAUCAUUACAAUAAAAAAAAAGUUAUUACUUUCGUAAAAAAAAACACAUUAGACAUAUUCUAAUUAGUAAAA
Messenger RNA from Monomorium pharaonis (pharaoh ant), 1017 nucleotides. RefSeq lists its product as uncharacterized. Gene Ontology annotation, biological process: sensory perception of smell; detection of chemical stimulus involved in sensory perception of smell. The record is from RefSeq and is a predicted model, not a curated record. Bases 22 to 777 code for a protein of 251 amino acids. The transcript is spliced from 6 exons. Gene Ontology annotation, molecular function: odorant binding; olfactory receptor activity. Gene Ontology annotation, cellular component: plasma membrane. Lineage: Eukaryota; Metazoa; Arthropoda; Insecta; Hymenoptera; Formicidae.